Messenger RNA from Angiostrongylus costaricensis, 981 nucleotides. Lineage: Eukaryota; Metazoa; Nematoda; Chromadorea; Rhabditida; Metastrongylidae. The record is from the annotation of a GenBank genome assembly.
GGUAGAGAUAUGGACUUGGGAUUCGGAGCCAUUCAGGAAGAAAUUUGCCCUCCAUUACGUAGGAAUAAUAAUUCUCAUUAUGAUGAAUUAAUGGGUUCUUCUGGACUACUCACUAUAGGAGGUCGUGUGCUACGAGUAGCGGUAGAUGACCUGGAAUUUGUUGCUGAACUGGGUCAUGGUAGUUGUGGGCAUGUGUCAAAAAGGAAGUAUAAUGGCAUUGUGAUGGCAGUUAAGUCAAUGCCCAGAAGUAACGAUCCAGUAGAGAGCAAACGGAUUAUAAUGGAUUUACGAAUUCUUUCUCGCUCUUACGACUGUACAUUCAUUGUCCAUUCAUAUGGGUAUCUAAUCACAGAGAAUGAAGUGAUGAUAUGUAUGGAAGUGAUGGCCACUUGCCUCGACUUGCUGUUGAAACGGACCGAAAAUGCACCCAUUCCUGAACCGAUAGUGGGGAAAAUGUCAGUGAGCGUGGUCAAAGCGCUUCACUAUCUAAAGGAAAAACAUAAUGUUAUUCAUCGUGAUGUCAAGCCAUCAAAUAUCUUGUUGGACUGGAGUGGUGUAGUUAAAUUAUGUGAUUUCGGAAUUAGCGGCUUCCUUAUUGAAAGUCGUGCAAAAUCAAAGCUAGCGGGUUGUCCACCUUAUAUGGCUCCGGAAAGAGUACGCUCUACUGAAAACACGCCUUACGAUAUAAGGAGUGAUGUUUGGUCUCUCGGUAUAACCAUGGUGGAGUUGGCAACUGGACAUUUUCCCUACGAAGGUAGUGACUUCCAGAUCAUCUCCUCCAUUCUUGAGUUGCCCAGUCCCUCAUUGAAGACUUCGGAUGGCUUCUCAGAACAGUUUUGCAAUUUGGUUGAUUGGUGCUUGAAAAGGAAUGUUGAGGAAAGGCCUCGAUAUGACUCCAUUCUCGUUAAACAUCCUUUCAUCGUGGGCAAUGAGCGCGCCGAUACGGAUGUCUCGGAAUGGUUCAGUGAUAUUAUGUCCUGA